Aspergillus caelatus is the source of this 616-nucleotide messenger RNA. RefSeq names its product multicopper oxidase-domain-containing protein. Bases 46 to 525 code for a protein of 159 amino acids. The transcript has a single exon. Gene Ontology annotation, molecular function: oxidoreductase activity; copper ion binding. The record is from RefSeq and is a predicted model, not a curated record. NCBI's taxonomy places the organism in Eukaryota, Fungi, Ascomycota, Eurotiomycetes, Eurotiales, Aspergillaceae.
AAAAACGCAAAAGGGCUCUUCCGCUGGUACCCCAACAGCACGACAAUGGAGAGCCUAUGGGAAGAUCCCACCCUGAUGCAAAUAUACGAUGGCGAGUCGGCAUUUCCCAAUUCCAGUACCAUAAUCUCGUUACCGAAAGCGGACCAGUGGUUUUAUCUAGACAUCGAAACUCGCGCGCCUAUAGGCCAUCCGAUCCACCUACAUGGGUAUGACUUCUUCAUUCUUUCGCAAGGACAGGGUGCCUGGGAUGGGUCCCCUCGCACUGAGAACCCGCCUCGCCGGGAUACGGCCAUGUUGCCGAGGAAGGCGCAUCUGGUAAUCGCUUUUCAGGCGGAUAAUCCUGGAGCAUGGUUGAUGCAUUGUCAUAUUGGCUGGCAUACUACUGAAGGGCUUGCGCUGCAGUUUGUGGAACGAGCCGACGAGGUCGUGAGUACUAUUGAUUAUGGGCUUCUGCAAGACACGUGCGAUUCCUGGAUUACCGAUGACGGAUUGCACGCCAUCGAGCAAGAGGACUCAGGCGUUUGAGGGAUAUAUGAGUCGUUCCUUGACGGUGUAUGUAUUGUUCAGGCUUGCCGACCAUGGGGAAAAGUGACCAUCUGGCCUAUUCUGGUUAAAU